Molecule: messenger RNA, 2088 nt
Organism: Ornithodoros turicata
Lineage: Eukaryota; Metazoa; Arthropoda; Arachnida; Ixodida; Argasidae
Product: intraflagellar transport protein 81 homolog
Exons: 14
Coding region: 40-2055 (671 amino acids)
Biological process (GO): intraciliary transport; cilium assembly
Cellular component (GO): intraciliary transport particle B; centrosome; cilium
Molecular function (GO): tubulin binding
Source: RefSeq, a predicted model, not a curated record
UUCGCGAGUUCUGGCGCUUUGGGACGACUACGGGACGUCAUGGGUGACGCAAUCAAGUUCAUCAUACAAGAGCUGAACAAAGAACCGUUCAAUAAAAAGUUGAACCUCAUCAGCUACGAUUCUCUGAAGCCCCAGCAGCUCCUACAGCUUUUAAACGAUGUCUUCACAGAGCUGGAUCCCAAGAUGCAAGCAAAUGUCCGAAUCGAAGACCCCGAGCAGCUUACCAUUAGGACACUCAACUUCUUGCAAGUUCUCAAGUACAGGCCACCAGAAGGAACGCACAUGGCGCACUUCCGCCAGGGCAUCGUGUCGGGCGAUCGGACCAUCGUCACUCACAUCUUGGAAUGGCUUUUGAGGAGGAUCCCCGCCCUACGAAAGAGGGUUUACCUGGCCAGGUUCCUCGUCAAGGUGGAGCUUCACCCUGAAGUGGAAGGGGACAGCGACUUGGUAAACUUGUACAGCCAGUACGACAUGCUGAUCGAACAGUUCAAAGAAGUGCACAAGCAAAACGAAGCCCUCAAGACAAGCGGGUUCAACACUGCUGAGAUACGCAAAGAUAUCGUCCACAUGGAGGAAGAGAAGCAGCAACUGGAGAGGAAGAUUGAGAGGAUCAAACGAAAGGUGGACAACCAGAGCAACAAGGACGCCAUGCUGGAAAUGGCACGGAACCUGCGCGAAGAACAGGAGAGGUCCGCCACUUUGUCUCAACAUCGUAUCAAUCAGCAGAAUGGAAUAACGCAGAGCGAACAAAAGAUACAGCGACUGACACACCAGCUGAGAGACUUACGACAGUCUGGAAUUGGAGCCACACCAGAAGGCCUGCUGCAGAGACUGGAGGAGGAGGUGCGAGCUAAUAAGUACCUCGUCAGAGACAAACUUCCCAAGGAGAUUACCGCGUGUCAAAAUUCUAUCCGAGACAUGCAGCGAGUGGCCGCCGAGCCUGCAAUAGGACAGAACGACUUGGACAAGAUUAAAGCCAAGAUCUUAGCAGAAAACACGGAAAUCAACGCCCUGUAUGAGAGAAAAAUGAAGAGUCAGGAAGCUGCAGAUGACAGGCAAACCCUUUUUAGACAACAGGCAUCCAUGAUAGCACGGAAGAAAGAGUCGGCGGCCGAAAAGCUCAAUGAGCUCAGGAGUCAGUUGGCGCAGCUGCAGUCAGAAGUGCAAGAGAAAACGAAACAGUCAUCGGCUUUCGUCGGAGAGGAGGUUCUCAAAGGCGAUGAGUUCAAGAAGUACGUGAACUCACUACGUGGCAAGAGCAACGCAUACAAACAGCAGAGACAGGAACUAGCAGAACUGAGAGCAGAGACUGGGGUUCUCGCACGCACCGACGAGAUUCUGCAGCAGCGGGAGAAAGCUGUAUUCAACGAACUGGAAACCAUAGAAGAACAGAAGGGAAUUCGUGGCUUCCACACAGCCCAAGGAGCUCUGGAAGAAGCGUCCAUUCAAAAGGCUGGCUUGGAUGACCAGAAGAACCGGACUCUGGAAGAUAUGUCUGCUAUGGUACAAGGCCUUAAUGGCCGCAUUGCUGAGAAGAAAAGCCAACUAGCGCCCAUCAUAAAAGACUUAAGACCACUCCGACAAAAGUGCCAGGACAUGACUGUGGAGUACGAGGCAAAGAAAUCGACGUAUGAUUCAUGUGCGGCUGGUCUCGAAAGCAACGUCUCAAGGCUUGAGCAGGAAGUGGUCUCACUACGGAACGAAGUCACCAACUCAGAGUCCCAAUACCACGUGAUACAGCACAACUUGCAGUUGCUUCGCGCAAAGGAAAGACUACUCCAAAAUGAGACAACUCUCUACGCUUCCGCUGACCCCAAAGACAGGAAAAAUUCGCUCAGGGAACGACUGAACAAGAGCAUUUCUGAUCUGGAAAAGGAGGGCAAGGAACUACGAGAGAAGCAGAAAGAUGUGAAAAAUAACGAGAACAAAAUGCAGGCUCAGGUCACGAUGUGGAAUGACCUCCAGAAGCUGCUGGAAUGCAAGAUGGCCUGUUGGGAACAAAGAGAAGCAGCACAGCAGAGACAGCAAGCCUUCAGCGACAGACUUGUACUCUGAAACCAAGAGGUGGUUUCACUCCAAUCUACACUG